Hemisphaericaspora subhashii is the source of this 2820-nucleotide messenger RNA. RefSeq lists its product as uncharacterized. The coding region runs from base 1 to 2820 and encodes 939 amino acids. The record is from RefSeq and is a predicted model, not a curated record. The transcript has a single exon. NCBI's taxonomy places the organism in Eukaryota, Fungi, Ascomycota, Pichiomycetes, Serinales, Debaryomycetaceae.
AUGAGUUCGUCAAGAGACACAGAAUCACUGCAGAAUUCGACAAGGGGUUCAACUCCUUUCUAUAGUGAAGAAUUUACUUGUUCUAGUGACCUGUUUAGACGACAUUUAUUUGAUGGACAUAAAUAUAAUAACAGAACUUUGGCCAUUCAUCUACCGAAUCUACCGCAUACACCAACAGUUCCUACUCCUGAAUUACAAGAAGAAUUUAAUAUAGAAACAGAACAAAAUGGAGAAGGAAACGAUUCUUAUGUUGAAUUUAAUUUAUCUCCCAUAUCAUCUUCAGCCCCAUCUCGGUCGUCAAUGACACAAGUAAGAGUUGUAUCAUCAUCAAAACGGAACUCAAUUGAAACUCGAAGCAAAAUCGAGGAAGAGAAUGAAUCUCACAAGAUAGAUUUAAAUAACAAAGAAAUCAAAUUGAUUCCAGAAGUUGAAGAGGAAGAUUUCUUUAAUUCAAGUACAAAUUGGAAAGAUAUGAAAACAAUUUCUGACCUUGAUUAUUAUAAUGAAAAGGGACAAUUGGAAAUCACUUCAAAAUCGGGGAAAGAUUUCUUUGAAAAUGUCAUGAAUAACUUUGGAUAUACCAAAAUAGAUACUGAAGAACAAGUUUCAAAAUAUGCAGCAUUGGAUGCAAAGACAGAUUUCUUAUUUCGAUCUCGUGGGAAACGAAAACAUUCCGAACCGGCAAAAUAUGAAAAGGUAGAUCUUGAAUAUGAAGUAGAGGAAUCUGAUUCCGAAUAUGACGAUGAUGAUAAUAUGGAUUCCGGUGAAACAUUGGAAGAAAUACGAAGUAUGUUGACUGAAUCUCAAAAAUUUGCCUAUAUCGGUAUAGCAAAAUUAUUGACAGUAGAUAUGGCUACAGAAUUGGCCAAGAUUCAAUUUGGAACAUCGUCUACAUUAGCAAAAUCACUCAGUGUAGGGCAAAAGAAUUUUUCUAAUUGGACAAUGUAUGUUAUGUCAAAAUUAUAUGAUCAUUUGAAAGUUGCUGGUCCAGAAAUGACAAUGAUUGAGAAUUUAAGUAAACAUGGAUUGGAAGUCAACGACUUAUCUAGAAGUUUGAUAGAAGUCGGGAUGAAAGCAAACGUUGAAGCCAACCAACAAUGUCUAGAUGAAGAUUUCGAUUUAAGAUGGGUUAUAAUAUGUGAUUUAUUCUUGGUACUACUAAGUGACGGAUAUUACGAUGCUCGUUCAAGGACCCUAUUAAUGAAAUUUGCCAAAACUAUAAAUAUUACACCCAUAGAAAUCCGUCAAUUUGAAAGACGAUUAAUUGAAUGUUUGGAAAUGGAAACUAAACAAAAGACAAUUGAAAACAAUGAUGAACUAUUAAACGAUCAACUGGUUGUUCAAAAACAAAUUCAGAAAAAUAGAAAAAAGAGAUUAGCCUAUAUAGGUUUAGCAACAAUAGGUGGUUCAUUAAUCUUGGGUCUAUCAGCAGGUCUUUUAGCACCAGUGAUUGGAGCCGGUCUUGCUGCCGGUUUAACAACGGUAGGUAUAACAGGUACAAGUGGGUUCUUGGCAGGAGUUGGUGGAGGAACCAUUAUCACAACCACUGGUAUUGCAUUUGGCGCCAAAUUCGGAUCACAAGCAGGCGCAAGACGUGCUGGUGAUGUUCAUACAUUUGAAUUAAAACCAUUGCAUGAUAAUAAAAGAGCCAAUUUGUUGAUUACAGUCAGUGGAUGGAUGAAUGGUCAAGCGGAUGAUGUUAGACUUCCAUUUUCCACGGUUGAUCCAGUAAUGGGAGAUUUAUUUUCUUUAUUGUGGGAGCCAGAAAUGUUGCAAUCUAUGGGUCAAACGAUUGGUAUUUUGGCAAGUGAAGCUUUGAGUACUUCUAUUCAACAAAUCUUGGGUGCGACUGUGUUAACUGCAUUAAUGUCGGCCAUUCAAAUUCCUAUGGUACUUUCCAAAUUAACCUAUUUGAUUGAUAAUCCUUGGAAUGUCUCCUUAGAUAGGGCAUGGAAGGCUGGGAAAAUCCUUGCUGAAACACUUAUUAAUGGAAAUGUCGGAGUUAGACCAAUUACGUUAGUCGGAUUUUCAUUAGGGGCAAGAUUAAUUUAUUCAUGUUUAAUUGAAUUAGAAAGAAGAGGUGGAUAUGGAUUAAUUGAAAAUGUUAUUUUAUUAGGUUCACCAAUCUCGAUUAAGGUAGAUCAAUUGGCACAAGCUAGAUCAGUUGUUAGUGGGAGAUUUAUAAAUGGAUAUUCCAAGAAAGAUUGGAUUUUGGGAUAUCUUUUCCGUGCUACAGGUGGUGGGAUACUGAAAGUUGCAGGAUUAUCCCCAUUGAAAAGGGUUCAUGGCGUUGAAAAUAUUGAUUGUACAGAUUUGGUAGAAGGUCACAUGUCAUACAGAAAAGAAAUCCCCCGUAUUUUGAAAAGAUGUAAUUGGGAAGUGUUGAGUGAAGAAUUCGCGGAAAUCGAAGAAGCUGAUCCAGAACAAACGGAAAGACAGCGUCAAUUAAUUCAUGAAUUCGAUGAAGCUAGAGCGAAGAUGGAGAAAGAAAAACGUCAAAAUGUUGAGCCUAAAGGCUGGAAGAAAUGGUUCAAACCAAAGAAUAAAGAAUGGUGGGAGAUUUAUGGAAAGCCUGAACAGCGUGCUGCUAGUAGCAGUAGGGAAGGGAGUCCAGUUAGAGGGUCUGAAGAAUAUGUGGUUCCGGAUGCCAUGUUUGAUGUAGAGGCUUUGGCUCAAGAAGUAAAAGAAAUAGAGAAUUUAGCAGAUAGUGGAAACACCAAUGACAUGGAACAAAUACGAAAGGAAGUUGAUUCUAAGCGUAGAGAGCUUAAACUUAAUGAAGACUUAGAAGAGGAUUCAAAGGCAAACAAGAAGGAGUAG